Ailuropoda melanoleuca (giant panda) is the source of this 324-nucleotide messenger RNA. It is a transcript of the gene C17H9orf57, whose product is annotated as chromosome 17 C9orf57 homolog. The record is from RefSeq and is a predicted model, not a curated record. The annotation marks the transcript as partial. NCBI's taxonomy places the organism in Eukaryota, Metazoa, Chordata, Mammalia, Carnivora, Ursidae. The transcript has 2 exons.
UUUCUCUCUCUCUCUUUCUCUCUUGCUGGUCUCACUUCUAUUUUCCCCUUAUUUUUUUUUCUCCUGCACUUUGGAGAUGUUGAAGGUAUGAUUUGUAGAUUAUGCAACCUCUCAAUGCCCUUCCAUGGAUGUCUUUUGGAUUUUGGAACCUGCAGAACAAAACCUGGUCAGUAUUGUAUGAAACAGACUUAUGCAAGAGGUGGAAUUCAGUGGUAUUCCAUUUUGGGCUGCACAGAGACCCAUGAUGACUGCUUCAAGAAAAAGUCAACGUCUUCUGGAAUGCGUGCUACUUACUGUUGCCAUCGUCCCCUGUGUAAUUUUUGA